Messenger RNA from Peronospora farinosa, 633 nucleotides. The record is from the annotation of a GenBank genome assembly. Lineage: Eukaryota; Oomycota; Peronosporomycetes; Peronosporales; Peronosporaceae.
AUGACAAAAGAGGAGAAAAAGCUGCCGCUUGGGGCUGUUCGCGCCACAAAUGGAGAGGUCUUUGUCCCUGCAUCACGUCGUGCUGACGGCUCGACGCGCAAGCCGAUACGCAUUCGUCAGGGCUACGUUCCACCGGACGAGGUGCCCAAGUACAAGACUGUUGCACAGCGUCGACGUGAACAAGAGGCGGCACGAUCUACCAAGGUGAAAGGUGGCGGAGAUACUGCCGUCGAGGAGCUCCUGAUGGACAAAUUGUCACUAGAACAGGAGAUGGAAGCUCCAGCUGCGAAAGAGCGACCCCGUAGCACUGAAGAGAGCAAAAAGCAUCAGGACAAAGUGAAAAUCAAGAGAGCAGAGACUGCAGUCAAUGCAACUGCAGGAGAAGCUGCUGGAGAUUAUCAGCAGCAAUUGAAGCGGCAGCUGACGAAAAUUAACAAGCAGCUCAAGGAGAUUGCAAAAUUGGACGACGUGGAGAAAGCUUUGCUUUCAAAGCAGCAAAAGCAGACGAUUGAAAGAAAGACAAAGCUUCAGCAGCAGAGAAAUGAGAUCAUUGUAGAGCUAAACGGGGCAACUAUCACGAGAAGUAGUAAUCCUGUCUCAGGGCAACGCUUGAAAGUUGCAAUCAGUUUAUAG